GGCUUAGUCUCUAGGCCUAUUUGAUGCUAUAAAAAUGGAGGCGGGAAGAGAGAGAGGGAGGGAGGGAGAAAGAGAGAGACAGAGCAAUGAAUCAGACAGUGCAGAAGAACACCUUGUACGUAGGUGGAUUGGCGGAGGAAGUGAACGAGGCGAUCUUGCACGCAGCCUUCAUACCGUUUGGAGACAUCAAGGAUGUGAAGACGCCGCUAGACCAGGCCACGCAGAAGCACCGCUCUUUCGGCUUCGUCACUUUUCUGGAGAGAGAAGAUGCCUCCGCCGCCAUGGACAAUAUGGACGGCGCCGAACUCUACGGCCGCGUACUCACCGUUAAUUACGCUCUCCCGGAGCGCAUCAAGGGUGGCGAGCAGGGUUGGGCUGCCCAACCUAUUUGGGCGGAUGCCGAUACAUGGUUCGAAAGACAACAGCAAGAAGAGGAAAUGCAGAAACUCCAAGCAGAGCACAGGGCUGCCAUGGAGACUGCAGAGGAAUUACACAGGAAAAAAAUGGCAGAGGAGCGAGAAGGAGAGAAGGAAGAUGGAGAUAUCAAAGAUGAUCCCAUGGCACAAGCUGAAGCUGAGGUUUUAAGAGAAAAUGCAAGUUCUUAGUUAGUAAGCAAUUGCUGCACCCAAGCAUGUUUUAAAUUUUUUAGAAGAUGUGUACUUUAAAGAAUUUUUGUGAAGAAUCCAAUCCCCUUUAACUGGAAAUGUUUCUUUCUUGCUUGCAUUGGCUUUGAAAUUGAAUCAUUACC
Molecule: messenger RNA, 748 nt
Organism: Ipomoea nil (Japanese morning glory)
Lineage: Eukaryota; Viridiplantae; Streptophyta; Magnoliopsida; Solanales; Convolvulaceae
Product: peptidyl-prolyl cis-trans isomerase E-like
Exons: 3
Coding region: 87-605 (172 amino acids)
Molecular function (GO): RNA binding
Source: RefSeq, a predicted model, not a curated record